Salvelinus fontinalis (brook trout) is the source of this 1384-nucleotide messenger RNA. It is a transcript of the gene hoxd11a, whose product is annotated as homeobox D11a. Gene Ontology annotation, biological process: anatomical structure development; regulation of transcription by RNA polymerase II. Gene Ontology annotation, cellular component: nucleus. NCBI's taxonomy places the organism in Eukaryota, Metazoa, Chordata, Actinopteri, Salmoniformes, Salmonidae. Gene Ontology annotation, molecular function: RNA polymerase II cis-regulatory region sequence-specific DNA binding; DNA-binding transcription factor activity, RNA polymerase II-specific. The transcript has 2 exons. The record is from RefSeq and is a predicted model, not a curated record. Bases 16 to 867 code for a protein of 283 amino acids.
GGGUGAAGGGGAGAGAUGGCGGAGUACGAUGAGCGUGGCAACUGUGCGUCAAAUAUGUAUUUACCGAGUUGUACAUAUUACGUUUCGGCGCCUGAUUUUUCUUCAGUCUCCUCGUUUUUACCCCAGACUACUUCGUGUCAAAUAAAUUUUCCUUAUUCUUCCAACAUAGCUCAAGUCCAACCUGUUCGAGAAGUGUCUUUCAGAGACUAUGGACUGGAUCACUCAAACAAAUGGCAUUACAGGGGCAAUUACGCUUCCUACUACUCAACGGACGAGAUAAUGCACCGAGACUUAAUCCAGUCGUCGAACAGGGCGGAAAUGAUAUUCAAAAAUGAUUCCUUGUACGGCCAUCACGGCGGUACGAGCUCGCCAUGCAAUUUCUUCACAAAUGUCGGCCGAAAUGGGGUUCUUCCACAAGGGUUCGAUCAGUUCUUAGAGACUGUUAACUCUGAGAAGCCCAACCCUGACGACUCAAAACAAAAGACACACUCCAGUCUCCCCGGAGAUGCUGCGUGUAAUAAACAGACUUCAGAUAGGCCUACAUCUGAGGAGUCUAAACGAGACCCAACUGAGGACAUGGACGAAGAUGAUUAUUCGAUAUCAAACUGCGCUGGGGACAAGAACAACGGCCCAAGUUCUUCAAAGUCCAGAAAAAAGAGAUGCCCCUACUCCAAAUACCAGAUCCGAGAACUUGAACGAGAAUUCUUUUUCAAUGUGUACAUAAACAAGGAGAAGCGGCUCCAGUUGUCAAGGAUGUUAAACCUGACAGAUCGACAAGUGAAGAUUUGGUUCCAGAACAGAAGAAUGAAAGAGAAAAAGCUCAACCGGGACCGGCUUCAGUAUUUCACUGGGAAUCCCUUAUUCUGAACCUUACGCAUUUGGAGUAGUAGUUGCUAAAUGCUUCACAACAGAUUGAAUAAAGAGUUGGUUUUUUUGGGGGGGGACAUCUCAUAAUCUAUCAAAACAACAGAAGGUGAAACACCGCACAGCAUAAUGAACAUUGCAAACAGGCUGGAUCUAUCUAUGCAAGGCUCUUGGCAUCUGCCACUUAAAUACUUACCUCAAUGAACACAUGAAUCCUGUUAUUUAAAAUAAGAUUCAAUCCAGUGAAGAAAUCAUCCAGGAGACCUCGUCAUAAUGUCCAUUUGUAUAUCAUUAUACUAAUUAAUUAUAAUCUCUAGGCUAUGCAUAUCUUUUUUAUUUAUUUAAGUUUACAUGGUGGCGUUUGGUGGAUUCUAAAAUAUUGCAGUAAGCAACGCGUACUUUGAGUAGAUUAAUCAAUCAAGUAGACUACAAUAAGUAAUUUAUAAUAGUAGAAUUGUGUAUGCAUUUAGUAGACGCAUGUGAUGUAUAUUGUGGUUAUGUGAUAUCAAAAUAAAGUAAA